Messenger RNA from Oikopleura dioica, 330 nucleotides. The record is from the annotation of a GenBank genome assembly. Lineage: Eukaryota; Metazoa; Chordata; Appendicularia; Copelata; Oikopleuridae.
AUGGCCAAAGCACCACAGAAGUCGAAGGAAGCCAAGGCGAAGGCUGCCUCCGGAGGAGGAAAGAAGUCCAAGAAGAAGUGGUCUAAGGGAAAGGUCCGAGAUAAGCUCGCCAACGCUUGCGUCUUCGAUCAGGCCACCUACGACAAGGUCAUGAAGGAAGUGCCCAACUACAAGGUCAUCACCCCCUCCAUCGUCUCCGAUCGAAUGAAGAUCCGUGGCUCCCUCGCCCGAACUGCCAUCAAGAACCUCUUCGCCGCUGGCAAGAUCAAGUGCCUGAUCCAGCACGGUUCCCAGAUGGUCUACACCCGGGCCAUCAACCCCGAGGAGUAA